AAACACUCUCCACACUUGAUCUAAGCCAAAAGGCCGAUCUCUUUGCCUACGAAACUCCGACUCAGCUCCACUUGCCUUCUUCGAUGUCUUCAUCCCAAACUGAAAUCCUCUUGUUCAUCUGUCUAUUUCUCAAAAGAAAAUUGCAUAAUCGAGGAAGAAGCAAGGUAGCCAUGACUCGGCUAUUCCCCAAAAUCACAUAAAAGGCCUGAAAAUGCACUCUUUCAUUCCAUUCUCAAUAAGUCUUGCCUUCACUCAUCAGUCAUUUUUAGUCCCUUUAUUCCCCCCUUUUCACUCACAAAUGCCCAAUUAAAAAUGUCAGAUUACAUCCCUCAAGAGGUUAUGACCCAAAUCCUCAUAAGGGUUCCUGUAAAAUCUCUCCUAAGAUUGAGAUGACAAAUUGCUAGUUCGGCACUAUUCUAAAGAUCAAAAGACUGAAGUUUACACAGUACACUAUGACAAUGAAGCAUUCGCUGUGGAAAAUGGGAUUAAAAUAGGCUUCCCCUUUCGCGGUUUAUCGCGUUAUUAUUUCAGGGUUGUUGGUUUUAGCAAUGGUUUGCUGUGUCUGUCUGAUGAUCUAUUUGGAUACACAAAUCUUAUUAUGUUUUGGAACCCUCUGAUCAGACGGAAAUUCACUCUACCUUCGCCCCAAGCUGUUUUUGAUAAGUUGGGGCCUUUUAUGUUUGUGCUUGGAUUUGGAUUUGAUGUGAAAAACAAUGAUUUUAAGGUUGUAAGAAUUGCCUAUGUUCAGGGAAGUAAUGGGUAUAACUUGCCUCCGAAAGUUGAGAUUUUUGCACUAAGUGUAGGGAAUUGGAGGGAGAUUGAUGUUGAUGUACCUGAGAAUUGGGUUGUUGAGUACUUUUGGACUCAAGCAUUUGUGAGAGGGAAGGUACAUUGGACUGCAUAUAGGAUGAAUAUGGAGAGGGAGAAUGGGAAGGAAAAUUUGAUCAUGUUGUUUGAUUUGAGUACCGAGGUUUUUGAGGAAUUGCUGUUGCCUGAUGCUUUGGUUGAUGAGUCUCCUGUAGAUUUGUGCACAUUGGCUUGCAAGGAUUCAGUUGCUGUUCUUCAUUACGAUAGGCGUGUUUGGAGUGGAAGUUGUUCCAUUUGGUUGAUGCAAGAGUAUGGGAAUUUUAAGUCUUGGAGUAAUAUGUACAAUGUGGUCUGUGAAGGAGGGUUGGGGAUCGUGUUGAGCUUUGGGAAGGAUGGUGAUAUAUUGUUGACAGAAAGAAAUGGAGAGUUGGUUUCACACGAUCCAAGAACUCAAAAAUCUAAGCAUCUCGAAAUCUGGGGAACUAAAGAUUCAUCCUUUGUGGAUACUUAUUCUGAGAGCCUUUCUUUGCUGAUCGAAGGAGCAAAAAUACUACCUGAGCUACCAAGUGUUAGUGAAUCUGAUUCUUCUGGAGAGGACAAUGAAAGAGAGGAUGAGGGGGUUGAAAAGCAUGAGCUCUGGAUACAAUCGAUUAUGAUUCAAUAUCUUACUGCAUUGCUCAACCAUUGAUGUAUGCGUAUUUUGCUUGCUAAUGUGUAAAUCUCCGUAGUCUAAUGUGUACUCUGAGGCUGAUGACUGUAUACAUGUUAAAAGGGUUAAAUGCCCAUCUUUUUUUUUUCCAGGAAAUGAUAGAUGAUUUUAUUGGAUUUGUGUAUGAACUAUACACUUAGUGAGCAAAGGCUCAAUUGGAGCUAUACAAGUGUCUAAAGACACUGAGGAUUUAACCAUUCCUCAUGAAAAGAUAUGCUUAAUGCAUGAUUACACACAUCAGUUGUUC
Molecule: messenger RNA, 1763 nt
Organism: Coffea arabica (coffee)
Lineage: Eukaryota; Viridiplantae; Streptophyta; Magnoliopsida; Gentianales; Rubiaceae
Source: RefSeq, a predicted model, not a curated record